ACGGGAGAGCCGCGGAGGUAACGGGUCCGGACGCGGGCGGCGGCGGCGGCGGCAGCAGCAGCGGCUUUCUGCACGGGCGGAGGCGGCGGCAGGAGCGGCGAGCAUGGCCCGCGCAGCGCCCAGCGCUGAUUGAGGGUCAUGCUGCGGCAGCCUGGCGCCUGACAAGUGUGGGGGGGAACCUGCCCGGGGAUUACUGCUACUGUGAACUAACAGCAGGACAGCCUGGCCUCAGGAGAGCAGGGAUGGACAGAGCAGCCACCGAGCCCAGGCCAGCAGCUCCAGGAAGGAGGCCUGGACCCUGGUGGGGAGCUCUGCGCACAUUCUGCUGACCUGGACGGCUUGGAUGCAGCACCCCACUGAGCAGCAACUGUUACCAGCCCCAGAGGACUCCAUAGCAAGAAUAGGUGCUUGGUGACCCCUGUGCAACUGCAGUUGGAGCUGUGACUACUAAGAAAAGGGACCAGCACCUCGGAUGGGAAGCAGUUGGGGACUAAUUCGAGGAGAAUCUUGGUCUUUGCAGCAAUUUCCUGACACCACCCAGGGAGCUUCCUGCUUUUUUUCUUUCAGGGCUGGGAUCCGGUCCCUGCCCCUGGCAGAAGGGUUAAACGGGAGUGCCAGCCAAGGUGGGGAGGACUCUUGCAUGGAAUGCAGGCCCCCUGAAGCUUGUGUCCUCUCUGUUUUAAUCAGAGUUCCAGGGCUUCCCCGCUGCAGGGGACGAGGGGCUGCCUCGGUGUCUGCUCAUGAGCCACAAAGACCCCGACUGCUCCAAACUGGACCUUUUCAAGCCGCCAAAGAGGGGGGCCCCCAGAGCUGGCAGCCAGCAAUCCCAAGGGACUAGAGGGCUGGGAUGGACUGACCUCCUCCUCUCUGGGGCAGCAGGAGAGGCAGAGCCUUUGUGGCCCAGCUAGUGACAGAGAUAACCAAUGAAGCCCUAAGCUGGGACCCAAGUGGCUCAGGGACAGGGGAGCCACUCCUUACAUUGAGGGAGGGUGUGGCGAGGAUCCCCUGCCAUAUCACAUGCCCCUAUGCCCUUUGCACUUGCUGCCGGAAUAGACAGGCUGCGCCGUGGCUGGCCCCUCAGUGGGCUGGGAAAGAAGUGGCCACGGUGACAGCUGCCUGCCUGCUAGCACCAUGAAGUGCUCUCUGCGGGUGUGGUUCCUCUCUGUGGCCUUCCUGCUGGUGUUCAUCAUGUCCCUGCUCUUCACCUACUCGCACCAUAGCAUGGCCACCUUGCCCUACCUGGAUUCGGGGGCCCUGGGUGGGACACACCGGGUGAAGCUGGUGCCCGGCUACGCUGGCCUGCAGCGCCUCAGCAAAGAGGGGCUCUCAGGCAAGAGCUGUGCCUGCCGCCGCUGCAUGGGUGAUACAGGCGCCUCUGAUUGGUUCGACAGCCACUUUGACAGCAACAUCUCACCUGUCUGGACCAGAGAGAACAUGGAUCUUCCCCCGGAUGUCCAAAGGUGGUGGAUGAUGUUGCAGCCCCAGUUCAAGUCGCACAACACCAAUGAGGUACUGGAGAAGCUGUUCCAGAUUGUGCCAGGCGAGAACCCCUACCGCUUCCGGGACCCCCACCAGUGCAGGCGCUGUGCUGUGGUGGGGAACUCUGGCAACUUGAGGGGCUCUGGCUACGGGCAGGACGUGGAUAGGCACAAUUUCAUCAUGAGGAUGAAUCAAGCACCAACUGUGGGCUUUGAGCAGGAUGUUGGCAGCCGAACCACCCACCAUUUCAUGUACCCUGAGAGUGCCAAGAACCUGCCUGCCAACGUCAGCUUUGUGUUGGUGCCCUUCAAGGCCCUGGACCUGCUGUGGAUUGCCAGCGCCCUGUCCACAGGGCAGAUCCGAUUCACUUAUGCCCCAGUGAAGUCUUUCCUUCGAGUGGACAAAGAAAAGGUCCAGAUCUACAACCCAGCCUUCUUCAAGUACAUCCAUGACAGGUGGACAGAGCAUCAUGGGCGGUACCCUUCCACAGGGAUGCUGGUGCUCUUCUUUGCCCUGCAUGUGUGUGAUGAGGUGAACGUGUACGGGUUCGGGGCCGACAGCCGGGGCAACUGGCACCACUACUGGGAGAAUAACCGGUACGCGGGCGAAUUCCGGAAGACGGGCGUACACGACGCGGACUUCGAAGCCCACAUCAUCGACAUGCUGGCCAAAGCCAGCAAGAUCGAGGUCUACCGAGGCAAUUGAGCCGGGCCUUGCCGCAACCCUGCCUGCCCCGCCGCUGGGUGCCGAGGCGCGCUCCCUCUUUGGGCGUCAACCAGGCAAUCGGGAACAACGCCAGGCCAAGUGUGGACCAAUCAUACUGCAGCCCAGCGAGUGCCUGCUGUCCUCCGCCAAUCAUGAGACUGGAGGGCCGGCUAAGGCCUGGUACCAAUCAGCUCUGCAACUGGGCGGAAUUUCUGUUUCUCCCAGCCAAUCAUGCGACUCAAGGAGAAUUUCCGUCGCUGGGACCCGUCUCCUCCAAUCAAUGGCCUUCGGAGGCGGGCGGGCGGCCGCUCAAUCUCCCAUCCCUUCUGCUUUUGGAUAAGGUUUUAUUUUCCUCUUUUUAAGUAGAGGCUCCUUGGAGCCUCGAUGGAGUACUGUUCUCAGGCGCGACCAGAGAAAGGCCUGUCGCUGACAGGCCUAGCUACCCCUGGGGCGCCGAGGAGGAAAUGGCGGGAAGGGGCUGCAGGCCUGGGCGUGUCCGGGGACGUGGGUCGUCAGCCGAGGCUGGCUGGUGGUCAGGAGAGAGUGUGCCUCACCCCUGGAAAAAAGCUAUGUCCCCAAAUCCGAGAGCAUUUUAGACUGCACAUGUCCUUUCUCCAUCAGGCCCAGAUGGGUGAGUGCAAACCCACCAAAGAAAAUUCGGUCAUGGUGAAAACCCAGCGGGCGCGUGGGGCCCUCCUCCACCUCCUCCCUCCCUGCCUCUGGCCGCCCUUUGCUAUGUCCUCUGACCAGGGCAUUUUGUGUCUCACCAGAAACUAGGAAAUUGUAUUCGCCUCUUGUCGGGGUGGACCUUGCCUAGGGCUUAACUCCGUAACAGAGAUGUCAGGGACUGGAUAGGGAACCAGGAAGCCCUGUCAGGUCACAUGUAAGGUGCUUCUUUCUCACGCGUGCCCUCGCUUCUACUGUUCACCAACAACCUUUUUAGUGGCUCUCCUUAAGCCCCUGGCCUCCUCACCAGCCAACCUGUUGCUCUGGAAAAAUACCAGAAAACUUGCCCUAGUAUUGGGGCCCUGCUUCUCUCUCUGGGUCCACUUCCUCUCUCCCUUUCCCUCCCCGCACCCCCAACAUGCCCAGGUCUUUGGCCUUGGGAGAGAGAACAGCCCCGUGGGGAAGGAGGCUGGAGAGCCCAGCUGCCUGUGCAUGCGCCUUCUUUCACCUAUCACCCCAAAGAGGAGCAGGAAGCAAGCCUCUUGCUUGGGGGUGGAAUUUGCUUUGGGCUCAUACUUUAGUUAACCUAAAGCUGCCGGAUAUGGCCACCCAACCAAGAUUCCUUCACAAUUCUAAGCAGACCUUGCAGACAUCCCAGAGCGUCCCUGGGGAGGGGUGGACCUGCUGCUGUCCUCAUGCCUCCCCACUGCCCGCACUCCUGGCCUGCUGCCUCCGGCCUCCUCUCUCUAACCCACUUUCCUUUCCAGCUCUAGAAGGGCUAGAAGCCAACAACCAGGGGUUACAACUAGAAAUCUACUUACAUGACUGGCCCCAUCUCAAGUCCCUAGUAGUUGAAGCUAUUGAUGGUUUUCUCACCUUCAGGGUUGGGGAUGUUUAGCAGGGAGAAAGGGCUUCUGUGAAGCCCUCACAGCAUAGAAAGGAUCCCUCUUCCCAAAAGUAACGUCAGGAAUACCACCCUUUUCUUAGUGAGUGGACACAAACUAGCAGCCUUUGGCCAUUGGUACAGUUGCUUUAGUUGACUGGGGAACAGUCAUCCAUUGGAAAGAAUGGAGGUUGGGACAGGGUAAUGGGCAUUGAACCUAAAAAUUAAUAUUUUAAGAACUUUCAUUGAGUCAGUUCCUUUGCAGUUCCAAAAGCAGGAGGCAUAGAGAGUGGGUGUGGUGGGGUGAACUGGGGCGAGGGCUGUGGUAGAAUGCCUGUCAGGGUGCCCUCACCAUUUGGGAGAGUCAAGGUACCAGCUGUUCUUGCAAGUCUCAUUUUAGUGCUUCCUCAAGAGGCUGUUUUGAGUGUUGAGAAGAGGAAAAACAAUGCAAUUAUGCCAAACAGUAUUGAGCAGAAUAAUUUAUUUUUUUUUGUUGUUUUUCUUUUGUUUAAAUCAUUAAUCCUCAUUUGGAAGAGGUAGGUCCCAGCACCCAGCCCAGAUCUCCUUUUCUGCAAUAGUUAAACUUUUUUUUUUAUUUCCUUCCCUUUCUCUUUCUGAAUUAAAAAGAACCAAAAAAACAAAAACAAAAAACCUGUAGUCAUCUGUUCUGUGUAUGAUCAUAGGUUUAUCUGGGAGUGAGGAGCUGUGACCAAAUAAUGACUAAAGAUGUUGAAGAUAUGAAGGGAAAGCAAAAUGGCUCCCAGAUAUCCACCUCUUACAUGUGAGCCUGGUUUCAUGAACCACACUCUUUCAAGUCCCCAAGACACUUAAAUCUGAGUGUUUUGGUUAAAAAUGAACCCAUUGCCACCGCUUCAGUUUUCUCCAAAAGAGAAAUCUGUUAGAAUUCCUGGCAGGAACUUUCAUAAAUGCAGAGUAUCCAUGAGAGGCUCAGUGCAUCUGGACAUACCAAAGCUGGGCCAUCUCCAUCUCUCUGGGAUGAAUUCAUCUCUCGGGGGUUUUCCUCCUUGCUCUGGCAUGGCUCAUCAAUCUGUAGCCUGCUCUUCCCACCAUACCACAGGGGCCUGCAUUUCACUGCAGGUUCUACACAGGGCACACACAGCCUACCUGCCAUUGGGAGAGCAUCAGGAGGCAGAGUACCUCCCCCAGCCUAGAAGGUUGCUAAGGAAAAGAUAAAUGCUUAGAUAAAUUUCCACGUAAUAACUGGGUAACCAUUGGGAAAAGACAAAAUUAGAUCUAUACUUUAAACCAUUCAUCAAAAUAAAUGUUAAGUGGAUCAUAGGACUAAAUGUAAAAAUUCCUAAUAGUAGUAGCUUUUUGAUGUAUUCAAACAGAUUUUAUAUUUUCUAUAACUUUGUAGUUUGUUUUUAGAUGAUUUUUUUUCAUAAUUUCUAGCUCCCCUUAUUGUUAAAGAUAUUUUUUUCACCUAUUUGUAUAUGUGUGUGUUCCCAACAUUUUUGUUAAAUACCUCAUCUAAGGCUGUAAUUAUUCCUAUUUUGAGUUUUUUAUCCUCUUACCUUAGGUUGUGAGAAGUGUGAUAUUUCAUCAUCUACAUAGCAGAUGCCAUUUUCUUCCUCAAUUCCCUGGUUUCUAAAAGUUUUGGUUUUGUAUUUCUCCAUCUAGUUUAUUUAACCCCCCCUCUGUCAUGAUUAAGACUUUUAAAAUUUGGAAAUGAAAGACUGUCACUGUUCA
This is a messenger RNA of Marmota monax (woodchuck), 5443 nucleotides long. RefSeq names its product ST3 beta-galactoside alpha-2,3-sialyltransferase 2 (gene St3gal2). Gene Ontology annotation, molecular function: beta-galactoside (CMP) alpha-2,3-sialyltransferase activity. Lineage: Eukaryota; Metazoa; Chordata; Mammalia; Rodentia; Sciuridae. The record is from RefSeq and is a predicted model, not a curated record. The coding region runs from base 1132 to 2184 and encodes 350 amino acids. The transcript has 7 exons.